AGGCAUCGUUGGCUCAAGUUCCCAGGCAGCGCCCCAGCCCGCGGCCCGCAGCCCGCCCCUAGAGACGACCCUCGAUCCUCGGCCCUCGGGGUGGCCGGCCGCGACCGCUGCAGCCGCGAGACGAUGGCCCGCACUCGCAGCCCUCUCCUCGCCGCGCUCCUGGCCGCGGCCGCGCUGUGCCUGGGCGCGCAGCUCCUGGCCCCCGCCUUCGUGCAGCCGAGGGCGGCCAGGGCGCAGGAGGUCGACCCCGCCCUCGCGGGCGCCAUCGCGGGCCUGAUGGCGCUCCCUGGCGACGCGCUGGCGGAGGGCGGGAAGAUCCCCGGAGCCCCGCUCGCUGGCUCGCCCGUGUGCCUCUCGAAGCCGCUGGUCUGGCUGAUCUACCCGCUGUGCGACCUCGUCUUCCUCACCUCGCCCAUCUACCUCGCCCCGGUCGGCCCCGCCCCCCGCCUGCGGGGCCCUUCGCGGCGAGCGUCCGCGGCCCUGGCCGCCGCGCUCCUGGCCGCGGCCGCCCUCGCCGCGUGCCGCGCGGCGCGGGCUGGCCGGAGGACCCGGGGCGCCGAGGUGGCGCCAGCCGCCGAGGGAGCCGCCGGCCUGGUCGAGGCUCGGGAUCUGCUGGAGGCUGUGGCCACGGAGCGGCUGGAGAAGAUGUCGACCGAGGAGCUGAUCAAGCUCGCGAAGAAGCUCCAGGGGGAGGUGUCCGAGAUCGACGACGACAUGGACCUCUCCGUGGAGGAGGACCCCUGCAAGGCCCGCAGAGAGAGCGCGCGCCGGCUGAAGGCCGCGAGGCUCCGCAGGCUCCGGGCCGAGGCGGAGAGCGGAGAGGAGGAGAAGGAGGAGUUCAAGGAGCUCCUCGAGGAGGAGAUGGAAGAGAUCGAGGGCGAGGAAGACCCGUGCACCAUGCCGGAGGAGGCGUUCGUGAAGGUGGAGGAGGUCCUGGACGAGGAGAUCGAGGGCACCGAGGCGGAGAGCCAGGGGGCCCGGGACGAGGAGGAGGCCCAGCGGAGAGCGGGCCGAGGCGCUGUCGAGGUGGAGGCCGCUGGCGAUUCCGUCGCCCGCGGUCGCACAGCGGCGAAGGUCAGCACCGAGGAUCUCAACCUCACGCACCAGCACACAGCACCGCCGGCCAGCGCGAAGUGCUCCGCGAGCCACGAAGACUGCGGGUCCACGAGGUGCUGCUCCGACCCUGGGCUGCAGUGCUAG
Molecule: messenger RNA, 1200 nt
Organism: Prorocentrum cordatum
Lineage: Eukaryota; Dinophyceae; Prorocentrales; Prorocentraceae
Source: the annotation of a GenBank genome assembly